AUGCAAAGUAAUUUCCUUUCACCACUGUCAAGUGUCUCACACUUCGUUCAAUGGUUUAAAAAGUUUUUCGACGCUAACUAUCAGGGAGAACCUCUUGGUCCCGUUCAUGCGAGAGCGAACGCUGGUGUGACUCCCGCUUCAAAUUCGCUGCAGUUUCUACAACAGCAAAGAAAGCACCCGCUCGAGCUGGAGCUCCCGCUGCUCGGGUCCUCGAAGCCCCAAGAACUCCUGCAUCGGAAAGACAAAGGAAAAAGAAGAACGCACGGCCUCUGCUUUUCUACCGUAUCAAGGAUGUCCCAAGCUCUAAAGGAUAAUUCAACUCAAGAUUUAACUAAACUAUAUUCACUGUCAUUUCUUUCGUGCAUCUGUGCUCGGUCAAAUAAAUCACUUUCCUAG
This is a messenger RNA of Oikopleura dioica, 396 nucleotides long. NCBI's taxonomy places the organism in Eukaryota, Metazoa, Chordata, Appendicularia, Copelata, Oikopleuridae. The record is from the annotation of a GenBank genome assembly.